AUGAACAAUAAUGUACCGGGAAGAGGUAAUCCUAUAAGAGAUCGAGCUGGUCCAGGAGCUGCUGCUGGUGCUGCUACUGAUCAAGUAAAAAGUCAAACAACAUCGAGCCCCCUUGGCCCAUUAUCUCCUAUACUUACUUUGCUUGGGGGCAACUUGUAUGGUACAGGCUCUCCAUAUCCUUAUUAUCCUUACUACAGUGGAUAUGGAGCAUAUAAUCCGUAUGUGUCGUAUUAUUACUAUGGUGGUUAUCCAUACUACUACUACUACUAUUAUUAUUAUUACGGUUAA
Messenger RNA from Cercopithifilaria johnstoni, 288 nucleotides. The record is from the annotation of a GenBank genome assembly. NCBI's taxonomy places the organism in Eukaryota, Metazoa, Nematoda, Chromadorea, Rhabditida, Onchocercidae.